Dreissena polymorpha is the source of this 1206-nucleotide messenger RNA. RefSeq lists its product as uncharacterized. The transcript has 4 exons. Bases 37 to 951 code for a protein of 304 amino acids. Lineage: Eukaryota; Metazoa; Mollusca; Bivalvia; Myida; Dreissenidae. The record is from RefSeq and is a predicted model, not a curated record.
GCAUGGGAAACUGUUCAAGACCUUGAAGGCCGUUAUAUGGAGGAGAGAAUCAACAAGAGCAAGGACAUGACGGAGAUAGACGUUCCCAACACUGUUCAGGUCAUCUACGACUACAAAAACAAUAUAGUCGUAUUCAGAUACACACACUCAGAGACGAGAAUUCGAAGUCCGUGCUACGUACGUGAGAUUGACUCUGAAUAUGAUCCCAAGCAACUUGAAUACGAUAUUCAAUCAGAGUGGCAAAAGCCUAAUGAGUUUAGCAGUACUACUCGAAAAUGGAAGUUCACAGAGAGGGAAGUGCCGUCAUAUAUGACGUCAUCAUCACGUGUUCAAGACAUGUGCAGCGGCACACAAAUCUAUUGGAUGGAAGUGACGGCCGAUACGCACAUAGAAAAACGUCAGAUCACUGGAACCUCUCGAGAGCUCAUACUCAUAAUUCCUAUAACCAUAUUUGGCAACCCCUGCAACAUAUUCGUGUACUUAGAGACGAUCUCUGGAAUUCCUGUGGGCAUUUCGUUUUCGCAACCCGAGUGUACACUUAUGACAACAACAACAUCUAGCAUGCUAACAAGCACACUGUCGAGCUUAACUACUUCUUCAGCUUCUAUCACCUCCAGCUCCACCACAUCUACCAGCAUGACCGUCACCAGUCUGACGACAGCUUCCGACCCGACAACUUCCACUUCGUUAAUGACGACCAGUACACCGACUGCAUCGACCACUACUGAUACAACGGCCUCCGUUACUUCAACUGCUUCUAUCACUCCCACUCCCACCCCUACCUCAUCUGUAGAAAUGACUAGCACGAGUACCGCGCAAAAUUCUACUCCGACAACUUCCACUCCAUUUACGACGACAAUGACACCAUCCACGGCGACCUCCACUGCAACAACGACCAUUUCCCCGACAACGUCUACUCCGACCGCAACAUCAACUGAACCGCCAUGUUGAAUUACGUAGUUAGGAAAUGGUUGAUUUUCGUCAACAUUGUCCAUACUUUUAAACCCAAGUUUUUAGUUUUCCUUAUUUACUUUACCUCUUGUUUUACCGCAGUUUUCGCUAAUAUAAUCCAUUAACCGGAUAGUGUUUUCAAUUUUGCAGUUGACAAGACAUAGUUCAUGUGAAUAUAGUCGUUCAGAUUUCCAACCAGUCUUAUAGUUAAAUCAUGAGCCGUUUGGUAGCGCCUCAAAAACGUCAACAUAACGU